AUGAGUGCUAGUCGAACAGAAAUGGUUAUAUUAACUGGAAAUUCAUAUCCAGAGUUAGCAGAAAUGAUUGCAAGUCGUAUAAAACCCCUUGGCGAAUGCCGUGUGUACAAAAAAUCAGAUAAAGAAACACAUGUUGAAAUAAAAGAAUCUGUUCGUGGCAAAGAUGUGUUCAUCAUUCAAACUGGUUCGACAAAAGAUCCUAAUGAUAACAUAAUGGAAUUACUCAUAAUGACAUAUGCGUGUAAAACGUCGUGUGCACGGAAUAUUAUUGGAGUAUUGCCUUAUUUACCGUACAGUAAACAGAGCAAACAGAAAAAACGUGGAUGUAUUACAAUGAAAUUAGUCGCAAAAAUGUUAGUAAAAGCUGGUAUGAGCCAUUUGAUAACAGUGGAUUUACAUCAAAAAGAAAUACAAGGGUUUUUCGAUAUUCCUGUGGAUAAUUUAAGAGCCAGCUCGUUUUUAAUUGAUUACAUUCAACAACAGAUUCCUGAUUGGAGAAAUUCUGUUAUUGUUGCUCGAACCCCGAAUCAAGCUAAACGUGUCACAGGUUUCGCUGAACGUUUAAAACUAAGUAUUGCUGUCAUUCAUGGCUCACAAGGAACAGAAAGCGAUGGAGAAAAUGAAGAUGGAAGAAAUUCACCACCACCACCGUUAGGUACAAAAGAAGAAACGUCGAAACCGAUGUCAAUGACACAUCGAAAAUCUGUAUUCACAAUACCAUCAUUGGCAUUUGGCUCAAAAAAUCCGGUCAAAGGUAAAUUGCCGAUGGAUGUGGUGGGAGAUGUUGGUGGAAGAAUUGCUAUUAUUGUGGAAGAUAUGGUUGAUGAUAUUGCUGGUUUGGUUCAAGCUGCUGACAUUUUACGUGAGAGAGGCGCAUACAAGGUGUAUGUCAUGGCAACUCAUGCCCUCUUCACAACAGCGGAUCCAACAUUGAUUGAAGAUUCUCAGAUCUACGAAGUCGUUGUCACUAAUACUGUUCCACAUGAUUUUGCUAAAUUACAAUGCUCAAAAAUUAAAACCGUUGAUAUUAGUCUUUUACUCUCAGAAGCUAUUCGACGAAUUCAUAAUCAGGAAUCAAUGUCCUAUUUAUUUCGAAAUGUUGAAGCAAACGAUUAA
Didymodactylos carnosus is the source of this 1116-nucleotide messenger RNA. Lineage: Eukaryota; Metazoa; Rotifera; Eurotatoria; Philodinida; Philodinidae. The record is from the annotation of a GenBank genome assembly.